AUGUCCGCCAUUCAGCUUUCAUUCAACCUCCGUGUUUCCUCCGGUGUCAAGACCGUCCAUCUCCUCGGCUCCUGGGACAACUACUCCGGCCAACUCCCGCUCUCCAAGGACAAGACUUCCUCCAAGUCCGGCACAUGGAAGGGUACCUUCCGCUUCCAGCCCACCACACUUCAAGCCGGCCAAAGAUACUGGUACUAUUACAUGAUCGAUGGGUACCACGUCUCGCACAACCCCUCCGAGGAGUCCACCGUUGAGCCCACCACCGGCCGUGCCCUCAACAUCCUUGACGUCCCCAAGUCUUCCUCCAAGUCUUCCUCUUCCAGCAAGUCCUCUUCCCGCAAGUCUUCCUCGCGCCACUCCGUCAGCUCCGACAUCCCCAAGGGUCGCCCUCUCUCCAUGUCCCAGAUCAAAGCCCCCAAGCCCGUAGCUCCCCACGCUACCCGCCACAUCUUGGACGGCGACUUUGACGAGGAUGAGCUCUCCAGCCACUUUGCCGCCACCGGCAUCUACGACUACGACGCCGAGGACAUCAUCACCGACUUUGGCGCUUCCGUCUCUCCCGUCUCCUCUGUCGGCUCCUCGCUCUCGUACCGCUCCGACAACUCCUCGUCGUCGUCCGGCUACAGCACCCCAUCCUCAGACUGCUCCUCGUGCACCUGCGAGCGCUACGGCAUCACCCGCAAGGGUGAGCGCGUCCGUCUUGACUGCGGCGGUUCUCGCUGCGGCUAUGAGGACUCGUGCUCCUCUUCCGAGGACGAGCAAGAGUACGUUGAGCGCAGCUCCCGCCGCAACGGCAUCGUCGUCCGCCGAUAA
Messenger RNA from Podospora pseudocomata, 813 nucleotides. RefSeq lists its product as uncharacterized. Lineage: Eukaryota; Fungi; Ascomycota; Sordariomycetes; Sordariales; Podosporaceae. The record is from RefSeq and is a predicted model, not a curated record. The transcript has a single exon. Bases 1 to 813 code for a protein of 270 amino acids.